Messenger RNA from Yamadazyma jaroonii, 684 nucleotides. The record is from the annotation of a GenBank genome assembly. NCBI's taxonomy places the organism in Eukaryota, Fungi, Ascomycota, Pichiomycetes, Serinales, Debaryomycetaceae.
AUGGAUAUAGUUUAUAUGCGAGAAGUUCCAUUGGUAUCAUUUGAUGUGGAAGCCUAUGAAAGAAGUCUUCUGAAAGUAACAGAGAUUGGGUUUUCUAUUUAUGAUCCCGAAUUACUGAAAAAUUCCAUCUUUCCCGCCAUAAAAUCAGGACAUAUCAUCAUCAAAGAACAUUUGAAGUUAAAUAACUACAAAUUUGUACCAAAUCAUAAACGACUUUAUCUGGGAGGAAUAUCAUAUGUUGCCAGCAUUGAAGAACUGAAAAAGAUCAUGCAAUCAAUCUUCGAUGAAUAUAUAACGAAACGGAGUGGAGCUUUUGUGGGUCAUAAUAUUGGAGGAGACAUACGAUGGUUGCAACAAAUGAAUGUAGAUAUAUCCAAUGAUGUAAAAACUGUAGACACAUUCAAAUUGCAUGCAUUGUCGAGAAAACGAGAUGGAACCUUGAGAGGAGUUCUAAGAUAUUUGGAUAUACCCCAUAGUUAUUUGCAUAAUGCAGGUAAUGAUUCAUACUUCACAUUAUUGGCAGCCUUUGCAUUGUGUGACCCUGAACUCAGGGCUUUAAAGAAUAUGGACACUUUCCAAGAUAACAAAGGAAUUGAUAAGAAAGAUGCAAAGAAACACAAGUUUUCUGAUCAACCUGAAAUCACGGAGUACUUGGGCAAGGGAAUAGGUUUCUUCGAUGAAUGA